AUGGAAUCAAAUUGUGCCAUAUGUUUGGAACAAUUAAAAUAUCCGCUUGGAAGACCAGAUAAUUGUAAGCACAAAUUCUGUUUUAAAUGUAUUCGCGAUUGGUUAAAAAAGCGAUCACAAUGCCCACUUUGUGGUGGAGAGCCAAAAUAUCUAAUUAAAAUUGAAGAAACAAAAAAUGAAAGAAAAGUGCCAGUAAAAAAAAGAACAAAGGAACAAUUUAAAAAUGAGCUUCUUGCCCAAGAACAACUGGAAAAUGAUCAAGGCGGCCCUUCAAAUGAAGAUAUUACCAUUGAAUAUGCAAACUGCCGAUCAUGCAGAAGUUCAGAUAAUGAACAUUUACUGCUACUCUGCGACGGAAACAUUGGUCAAAAUGCUGAUGGUUCUACGAUUUGCUGUAAUGUCGCCUAUCAUUGCUAUUGCUUACCGGAGAAACUGGAGCGAAUCCCGGAAAAUGACCGGUUUUGUCCAUUCUGCGAAAACAAACCAGAAAAUGCACAGCAUUUUGUAGGACAAACAAAUUUAAAUGUUUCACGUUCAGAAGAAGCUGGUAGUAGUAGUUCAAGACAAUUAAAGAAUGAGACUGAUGUAUCGAAAUGUCAUCUAAGCGGAUGUUUGGAGCAAGGUAAUAUGAAAAUAGAAACUGGAUGCAGCAAAAUUAGAAAUUCCGAAUCAACGCUUAUUCAAGAUGCUUAUGGUGAUUCGGAUACGGAAAGUGAAUCAAGAGACUAUAGUAAUGAAAAGAGGACAAAUUUUGAUGUAUUGGACGACGACGACGAUGACGAUGACAGUGAUGAUGGUGAGGAUGAUGAUGAUGAUUGUAACGAAUCAGAUGAAACAGAUUCUGAGCAAAAAUUCCACCAAGCGAUAUUUCGCGAUAAUUACAGACGAAGAAGAGGAAUGAAGCGUAAUCAAGGAAUUACAUAUCGCCGAUAA
Messenger RNA from Brugia malayi, 933 nucleotides. RefSeq lists its product as uncharacterized. NCBI's taxonomy places the organism in Eukaryota, Metazoa, Nematoda, Chromadorea, Rhabditida, Onchocercidae. The coding region runs from base 1 to 933 and encodes 310 amino acids. Gene Ontology annotation, molecular function: metal ion binding. The transcript is spliced from 3 exons. The record is from RefSeq and is a predicted model, not a curated record.